Molecule: messenger RNA, 351 nt
Organism: Peronospora farinosa
Lineage: Eukaryota; Oomycota; Peronosporomycetes; Peronosporales; Peronosporaceae
Source: the annotation of a GenBank genome assembly
AUGGCGUACGCUCAAGCGUUUUACAUGAUUAACGUGCCACCUGCUAUUGCUGGCGACACCUUUGACAUUUUUUUUUGCGGAGUGACAUUGGUGCAGCGCGACGCGAACGGAGAGAUACUUUUCUUGCAUCGAAACAUUCGUAGACUCACCAGCGAGCUCAAGCGCCGGACGGUCAGUCUUAGAACCAUUGCAGCUCUACGUGCUAAGCAAAACUUGGCGCUCGCUCGAUCUAGAGGACGCAUAAAUCUAACGAUAGAGGAGAUUAGUGAAAAGUUCAGGAACAAUGGCGCCACACUUUCACCUAUGUUGGACGCGCCCGAGGCUGAUGGUUAUCCUGACGCAAUUUAUUAG